AUGCAUCUCUGCCGAUCUCGAUAUCGAGCUUCUCCCCGAGAUCCUGGCAGGUUGAAAAGCGGCACUCUGCGAAGGGCCGUCGAGUUCUCUGCCGGUCAAUGUCGAAUAUGGCGUCGCUCUCGAGCUCGAGCGUGGUCAACGAGCUCGAGAGUUCCGUUCUGCCCUGCAAUAAAACGUGAAAUCCUUUUGGAGUGGGCUUGCGAGUCUGGGACGGGUGAUGAAACUGCCUCGAAGACGAGUAUGUGGUGCUCCCCAAUCGUGCCACGACGUUACCAUCCACGCUUUGCAGAGCACUCCUCGACCGAGGCCUUUGACCUGACAAGUGUGGUUUUCCACCUCCACCUAAGAGUGGCACAUCCAGACAUUCCCACAAAUAUCUACCGGGAAUUCGCCAGAUUUUGCUCUUUCCCCUUUGGAAUCGUACACGACCUCUCGAGGAUCACUACCAUCCUCAGAACAAAUUCGCACUGGUUCGUAGCAAAUUUCUAGUACAAAGAAGCUUAAAUCUUUACAUUUGUAUAAGCAUAGACAGUAAAGAAUCUUCCCGAAACAAUUGAAUAAUCUGAACAGUCGGUGAUUAGAUGCACGUGCACAUCCACUCCGCAUUGCUGGUAAUUGUCCAUUUGGAGGGGACAAGCUCAAGUCAAACGAGGACCAGAUGGCAACAGUGAGCGUUUCUUCAGUUACUUACCUCGACAAUGACUGCUUGGCAGCCACAGACGAGGUUACGUCCUCAACAGUCUGAAAAAGCAAUAUCGAGUUGAGGUGCAAAUGUAAAGCAGGAGCCUGCUGUACUUCCGCACACCAUCUUGUAUAUCCAGCAGACAGAUCAGUCUUACAACUGAAGAGCAGCAGCCGCGGCAGGUGUGGAGUGGCACACCGUACUGCGGCUGCCAUGUGAGCGAAGUGCCCCGGGCACGUAUAUGUUCCAUUCGUCUCCGUAUACCAUGUGCUGCAAGUGCUGCGAUCUGAAAGCCCGCAUCUUGACAGAGGGAGGAUGGGGAUGCAAACCCAUCAGACUUCUACUCUGGUCACGUAUUUCUUUAUCAGUGUGAAGCUGUAACCGCAGAAGCAGCUGAGCGCAAUAUCAGUACGAACGUAAGUAGAGAAAUGACGCCAGGUACGAAUUGACCGUGAAGAAAGGAAAUCUGGACAUGAACAUUGAUAGAAAUGGAUUUGUUAUGUUUAGAUUUGUGGUCACCAACAAUGCAGACGACGCAGUAAAACACAGCGUGGCGGUAUAUACAUCAUGUAUAAAAUCUCGCAUCAUCAGUUCUCAUCGCUGGAUUUUGGAAGAUGCUCAAACAACACCAUCUACAUAAGUCAGUGAAUGCGAAGGAACAACAGAAAGAAAAAAAUAUAUAAAUCCGAAGUCAUGUCUCGGUGAGGGACUACAAUUUCUUAUCCGACUUUGGAAAAAUCAUAAUUACAGAGCGGACGGAAUUUUGUCAGCUGGCGACUCGUAGAAAGCACGUCUUAUAGAUGAUUCUCCAACAUCUUAAAAGUCAGACACAGUAUCAACCGCAUCCAAUUCUCAAAAGUGUUCACGACUUACUACACAGCCCUGAUCGAACGCCACAUUUAACUAUGCAAAAGUCCCCAUUAAACAUGUGCAACUCUCUUCUGUGAGUGGUGACAGAGCUAGUGAACGUAGUACUGAUUCUGAAGAGCAUUCCUUGUCAGGAAUGAUCCAACAAAGUAAAGGUUGCGCGGCUCUUCCUGUCUUUGGGCGUAGUAGACGAUAACAUAGAGAGGAUGAGUUUUCUCGCAUGAUCACAGCAUGGUUGCAGAGCAUCUGCUAAAAGGGCAAUGACAGUCAUGCAAAACCUCGAAACGGU
This is a messenger RNA of Marchantia polymorpha subsp. ruderalis, 1838 nucleotides long. Lineage: Eukaryota; Viridiplantae; Streptophyta; Marchantiopsida; Marchantiales; Marchantiaceae. The record is from the annotation of a GenBank genome assembly.